CGGAUUAUUAGUCCUGUUACUCCUUCAUCAGCUCCAUGGGCAAAACAUGAUGAUCACAGUACUCACAAACCCCUUCACUAUACGAAUUCAAGAAAUGGUGCUGCGAUUAUUGGUCCGAAUUCAUCUAAUACAUCUAGUUCGUCUUCUCUUUCUACUCUCCUGCUGUUAGUACACCAGUAUGGCAGUCAAACAAUUCUGCUCCUAAAAAAUCGGAAAAAUUCUGAAAGAAGAAGUAAGAAAAAAUUAAAAGACGCAACGAGCUUUAUUUUAUCUAAUUCUGGAGUUAUAUCAGCUGUCACAAAUAGUAUGGGAAAACGCUAUGCAGUCGCAGGAAAUGGAGCAAAG
Funneliformis geosporum is the source of this 345-nucleotide messenger RNA. NCBI's taxonomy places the organism in Eukaryota, Fungi, Glomeromycota, Glomeromycetes, Glomerales, Glomeraceae. The record is from the annotation of a GenBank genome assembly.